Messenger RNA from Ectocarpus siliculosus, 951 nucleotides. NCBI's taxonomy places the organism in Eukaryota, Phaeophyceae, Ectocarpales, Ectocarpaceae. The record is from the annotation of a GenBank genome assembly.
AUGGUGGACCGGCUUGCAGAUGAUUUAGUGCAUGGGAAGGGCUUCUCCGCUGCUGCCAAGAACAUUUGUCAGGCGCAUACGACCAAGUUCAUGGUGGACCAGCUGAAGUACACCUCUCUGGUCAACUCACGGCGGACCAGCUCGGGCAUCUUCCGCUCGGCCAACCUCGCCAAAACUCCGGAGAGGUUCGGCAGCUUUGAUGACUCGACAAAGUACGGCGGUGCGGUCCCGUCGGAGCACUAUUUGCGGGACGUGUGGCGGUUGUAUUUCUCGAAACUCCCCGUGCUGGAGGUGGAUGGCGUGAGUUGGACCCUGGAGGAGUAUCAGCACCGCUUGAUGCAGCGCUGGGACGGAGAGGUUCUGGGUGGGGAUGCUUCGUUUAAGUUUGCGAAGAUCAUCCGGCUCGGGGCAAGAGCGGGCGAGGAGCGCUCAAGACCAGUGUACGGCUUGUUCACAGUGUUCAAUGAAUAUGAGCAGGUGGUCUGGCAGCGUCCGAUGAAGACGGGUGCCUUGAGCGAGCUGGUGGAGGAGUUGAAGCUUUUUUUCAUGCGAUUCGUUCGCAAUGGCUUCAAGGUUCCUACUCUGUGGAACACAGAUGACUGCUGUGAUGACCGUCAACUGCUACAACGGGUAUUUCGCGAGUUUGAGGAGGCAACGUGGAUCAGUCUUUAUCUGGAAGACGAGGUGGACGCCGGAGUUCAGUUGGAGCUCCUGCCAUAGCUGGAUCUGGAGUUCACCCCUGCCAUCGUGUACGACCCGGAGGCGGUAGCCGCUGCCUGCGGCUCCCUCCGUCAGAGCAUCACCCAAAAUCGAGUGGAGGGAAAGAUGGUGUGCGGAGCGGACGCAGAGUGGCAGUUUUCACCUCGUGGGCGGGAACCUGUAGCGACCUUCCAGAUUGCGGCUUUGAGGGGGCCGUCGUUCCUCUUCCACCUGCAGAGAGGGAGCUCUGGU